Fundulus heteroclitus (mummichog) is the source of this 2696-nucleotide messenger RNA. RefSeq lists its product as uncharacterized. Lineage: Eukaryota; Metazoa; Chordata; Actinopteri; Cyprinodontiformes; Fundulidae. The transcript is spliced from 26 exons. The coding region runs from base 234 to 2696 and encodes 820 amino acids. The record is from RefSeq and is a predicted model, not a curated record.
CCUCUCUCCUGGCUGCUGUUAUUCAGCAUGCUGCUCAAACACUGACGGCAGGGAACUACAACAGAACAAUGGUGAUUUCCAACCUGGGAUAAGAAACAUGAUGACCAAAUGUUUUUCCUGAAAUAUCACAUCAUCCUGACACACGUCCAAUGGCAUAAAGGAGUUUCUCAGAUUCAGUUCAGCUAAGGAAGACAACACUCCAUCAUAGUGUGCUCCUGUUAUCUUCUGAAGGAAUGGCGAUAUCCAAGAAAAUCUUGGCCAUCUUUGUCCUUGUUGUAACACUGCUUGUUUUGGAAAAAGGAAACAUCAGCUUUCAUUUCCAGGUUCUGGAUUUACUGGAACCACAUGGUGAACCCUUUCUUCCUCACACAAGGGAUAAAAGGAAUGCACUUUCAGACCCUGGGAUUUUUUCAGCCAACAUUUUAUUAAAUGUAUCAAACACAGAAACCUAUGAGCAACUCCUGUCAACCCUAAAUUCUACCAGUUAUCCUCUUCAGCUUGAUAACAACACAGAGAUCCAAAAUAUUACUGUCACAACGGUUUGUGUCUCCACUGACACUGGCUUCCAAUGUGAGUGUGAAGAGGAGUUUGCUUGGCCGUAUAGCACCUGCAUCACAUAUGGAGCUUGUGAUCACAUAUCCAACGGCAUCUGUAGAUGCAUCUCAGGAAUUCCAGCUGAUGGCUCCUCCUGUCAGCUAAUCUCAGAGCUGCUUAUUCAGACUGAAUACGAAGUCGAUUUGGAACUGAAUCUAACAGAUAUUGCAACGGUGGACUUCCUCAGGAGCCUUCUGAACAAUAACAGCUUUUUUACCUUGGAUGCCAUAGUAAAUGUUACACAGGUUAACUUCACUACAGUUUGCUCUCCAAGCAGCGGUGAUUACCAGUGCAGAUGUGAGGAUCAGUAUCGCUGGCCAUGUGACCAGUGUCUAACAUAUGGAUCAUGUGACAACAUCACUGAUGACACAUGUGGAUGCAUCAGUGCCAUUCCUGCUAAUGGACAAUACUGCCAGUCUCUGGAUCAACACAACUUUACAGCCUGUUCUUCACCCACAAUAACAGCCUCAACGCCUACAACUCCACCAGUCAUCUAUGAACACAUUCUUUCUGUUAAGCUGGAAACCAUAGAUGCUACAGCUGCACAACAAUUGAGGAGCAUCAAUUAUCCCAUCAGCAUCAACAAUGGGUUACAGAUCUCAGAAAUGAACAUUUCUACAGUGUGCUCCCCCAAUAACACAACCUACCAGUGCAGAUGUGAGGAUCAGUAUGGCUGGCCUUGUGACAUGUGCUCCACUUUUGGCAAAUGCAGCGACAUUCUGGACAAUACCUGUGGAUGUAUCAAUGCACUUCCUCCAAAUAACACUUACUGCCAGCCACUAUCAGAUCUUGACUCCUGCCCAACACAAACACCAACAACUGAGCCAAUUGUUACAACACCUCUGAUCAUUACAUCAACAAACAUCACAAAUACAACUGCAGUACCAACAGUUCCCACAACAACCAUGUCUACGACAACAGCUGCAACAACAGUUAGAACAACUCCUCCAGUCGUUCGUCAAUACCUGCUUUCCUUUGAGCUGAAAACCAAAGAUGUCAGAGCUGUAGAGCAAUUGAGAAACUUCAACUACACCAUCAGCACCAACAGUCUAAUACAGAUCACUGGUGUUAACAUCUCUACAGUGUGCUCCCCCAAUAACACAACCUACCAGUGCAGAUGUGAGGAUCAGUAUGGCUGGCCUUGUGACAUGUGCUCCACUUUUGGCAAAUGCAGCGACAUUCUGGACAAUACCUGUGGAUGUAUCAAUGCACUUCCUCCAAAUAACACUUACUGCCAGCCACUAUCAGAUCUUGACGCCUGCCCAACACAAACACCAACAACUGAGCCAAUUGUUACAACACCUCUGAUCAUUACAUCAACAAACAUCACAAAUACAACUGCAGUACCAACAGUUCCCACAACAACCAUGUCUACGACAACAGCUGCAACAACAGUUACAACAACUCCUCCAGUCGUUCGUCAAUACCUGCUUUCCUUUGAGCUGAAAACCAAAGAUGUCAGAGCUGUAGAGCAGUUGAGAAACUUCAACUACACCAUCAGCACCAACAGUCUGAUACAGAUCACUGGUGUUAACAUCUCUACAGUGUGCUCCCCCAAUAACACAACCUACCAGUGCAGAUGUGAGGAUCAGUAUGGCUGGCCUUGUGACAUGUGCUCCACUUUUGGCAAAUGCAGCGACAUUCUGGACAAUACCUGUGGAUGUAUCAAUGCACUUCCUCCAAAUAACACUUACUGCCAGCCACUAUCAGAUCUUGACUCCUGCCCAACACAAACACCAACAACUGAGCCAACUGUUACAACACCUCUGAUCAUUACAUCAACAAACAUCACAAAUACAACUGCAGUACCAACAGUUCCCACAACAACCAUGUCUACGACAACAGCUGCAACAACAGAUACAACAAACUCAACACUAGCUGCUCCAACAACCAUGAACGCAACAACAGCACCAGAACAUGUCACAAGUAAGGACUACAAAGUGUUACUAGAGUGCCCCCACAGCUAUUACCAAUGCCUCCACAACUACUACCAGUACAUCUAUCAAACCUACAGUUCCAACUACUACGCCUACAACUACGACUACCACCACUACGACUACCACCACUACGACUACUACAACUAUUUCAACAACCCCUGCUGA